GAUCUAAGGCGGGAGAGUCGUGAGGGUUUGCGGGGUGCAUGAGUAGAGGGUACGUAGCGCAGCGAGUGUGCCUAGAACCUGGGUCUCUAGAAAGCUCACCUCGUGAAGUCGCCUCGGUUCCCACCUCGCACCAUCUAAGUUGCUCUGACGCGUUAUUGCCGAGUGACUUUACGGACGUCCAUGCCAAGGAUACCAAGCAGCGGAGUCGAAGAUCUAGCACAGCACAAUGUCGCAUACUCGGUCUUCCCAAUCUUCAUCACGAAAACCCUUGGCUACAAGACAGCGUGAACAUUAAUUCCAUGGUUAUGGCCCGGGUCACACUGCUACCAGUCAGCACACCGUCCAAUUCAUCGCACGCUAUGCUGUUGACGCGCCGGGAAGUAGCAGCACAGCAUCGGUGAGCGCAUCCAUGUUAUCAUUCCGGCCGUGUGCUCUGUUGACCCUAUCCUGAGGCAAGGCAAAACUGAUUAUCCAAAGCCAGGUAGUAGAAGACUGCACCUGGCCCCGCGGUGUCUGACGGCGUAUUUCAAGCGCGAGCAGCAGCACCAGCCCUUCGAAGGUAAAGUGCCAUGGGUGUAUGUACUUAGACGUUCAGCUAGCAUUCUUAUGCUCGCUGCAGC
This is a messenger RNA of Baudoinia panamericana UAMH 10762, 620 nucleotides long. RefSeq lists its product as uncharacterized. The coding region runs from base 39 to 401 and encodes 120 amino acids. Lineage: Eukaryota; Fungi; Ascomycota; Dothideomycetes; Mycosphaerellales; Teratosphaeriaceae. The record is from RefSeq and is a predicted model, not a curated record. The transcript is spliced from 2 exons.